AUGGCGAGGAGUGGCGCGCAGGAGGGGCGCGGCGCAAGGGAUGCCAAACACGAAUCGCGAGACGCCAAACGCGGCGGGCGCGGGCGGCCGGAAGGCCGAUCCGGCGGCGGCUGGAAGGGGUUUGGCGGGGAGGGGAGGGGGGCGCAGGGCGGCGGGGAGCGCCAAGGCGGUGUGCGGAAUGAUGGGAAGGGAAGGAGCCAGAGAAAGGAAAAGAGGAAGAAGGGGCUGAAGGUGGCCAGGGGACCAGCCCCGGACGUCAGCAAUAGCGGAGACCCCCACACGAUGGUCAUUCACAGAGGCAGAUUUACGCGUGCCAUUCGUCCAUUGAAGGAAGACCUGAGGAGCCUACUCCAGCCCAACACGGCCGCAAAACUCAAGGACAGAAGGGAUAAUCAGAUGAGAGACUUUGUGGAUGUCUGUGGCCCACUGGGGGUGACACAUCUUCUCAUCCUUUCUGCAACAGAGCAUGGGGUGAAUUUAAAGAUUGCUAAAGUGCCUCAGGGUCCAACCAUCAGCUACCGCAUUCUCAAAUACUCCCUCAUGCACGAUGUCUUGGCAGCACAAGCCUUCCCCAAGUUCUCCCAGAGCAUGCUAUCCAAGCCACCCCUUGUUGUGAUGACCAACUUUGGCCAACAGGAGCACCACAAGCUGGCAACUACCAUGUUCCAGAACAUGUUUCCUCCGCUCAACCUUGCAACGAUGAAGCUGUCGAGCUGCAAGAGGGUCCUGCUGCUUGACUACAACCGUGAACGAGAUGCCAUUGUCCUGCGGCACUACAGCAUCCGCCUGCCUGUCUCCGGCACUCGGAAGAGCAUCAAGACCCUCCUGGAGCACAAGGCGCCAGACAUGGGCCACAUGGCAGAUAUCAGUGAGCUCAUAUCCAAGAGCGGUUACGCAUCGGAGAGUGAGGCGGAGGAUGCUGCAGAGGGGCGAGUCACACUAACAGAUGCGUUCAGUGCAUCGGCCGCAAAGCGUCAACGUCGUGUGAAGCUGCAUGAGAUUGGUCCGCGGCUGGAGCUGGAGAUGGUGAAAAUAGAGGAGGGCGUGUGUGAGGGCCGUGUGCUGUUUCACAAGCAUGUGCACAAGACCUUUGAAGAAGUUGCAGAGCUGCAGAGAAAGCAUGAAGAGAAAAAGGCCCUGACGGCAAUGAGAAAGAAACAGCAGGAAGCAAACGUUCUGCGUAAAGCUGAGGAAAGGAAGCGCAAGAGGCCUGCAGAUGCAGUGCAGCAGGCGAAUGAGGGCGUGGCGCUUGCAGAAGAUGAUGACCAUCAAUAUUAUGUGGAUGAGGUUGGAGAAGAGCCAGACGAGCAUUUCGGCGGCAUUGAUGGCAGGCCGCUAAAGAGACAGCGCAGGCAGCAGGGGCACAAGGGGGAUUCGCAUCGCAGGGGCAGCAGGCGCGGAGGCAGGGGGAUGCAAAAUUCGCAAGGGAGGGACGGGAAGGGCCGAGGCAGGAGUCGUGGUGGUAUGGGUGGGAGGGGCAGGUUGGGUGGGAUGGCCUCCCGAUUUGUCGGCGACACAAGACGCAGGCGUUGA
Messenger RNA from Ostreobium quekettii, 1533 nucleotides. Lineage: Eukaryota; Viridiplantae; Chlorophyta; Ulvophyceae; Bryopsidales; Ostreobiaceae. The record is from the annotation of a GenBank genome assembly.